CAAUGGUUGCGCCGCAUUCUCACCUGACAUUCGUACCAGUUCGUACGUACACGUUCGCACGACUCAGCACGACAAAACAAAAAAAGACGUACAAAUAACGUAAAAAUGACUACUUCGAAGGAAUUAAAUUUAGCUAGAAAAAGUCUCGUGACGUCGCUUGGGGAGAAUGCCAAAGUAUACUUCGAUAAGAUGAAGCUGUGGUUCCAGAUGAAGACUACAAAGGAGGAGUUUGAUUGCGAAGCACGCAAUAUUAUGACGGAGGAACAGGUCCGUUUGCAUAACGAGUUCCUGCUGUGUCUCUUCAACAAAGUUCGUGGACUAGCUGCCGCUACGCCUACCUGCAAGAUAGAUAGGGAUAAAACUGCGAAAGAAAGGAGGUUAAGACUCAAACGCAAGUACAAAACGGAUAAAUCGAACUUUGAGCCGGCAGAUAUGUACGUGGAAGUACCGAGUCAAGCUUCGUCUCCAGUCAGAGAUGAACCCGUAGGCGCUAACCACUCCAGUGCUCAGGAGCUGAUACUACCAGAUCGAACCUUCGUACUGGCCCGAUUGAUGCUCGCUGCGUGGGAAAAUAACAUGGACGGUGCCAAAGAGGACACCGCGCACAUUAUCAUAGCGGCGACGCAAAUCUUCUUGAAAAAUAUACUUACCGCAAUUUUCACGCGAAGGAAAGGAUACGCCGUGCGGGAUAAUUCCUUUAUCUAUAACAUUGGGGAGCCGGUGCCCAGUUCGUGGAAAAGGAACUCUAUGUAUAUAAGCCCAUUCAAUUCUGGGCCAACGGAAGUAAUAGAGUCUUAUGGCCAAGUACCUGCGUCACAGCCGUACGUCGAGGAGGCCGAACAAGCCACCGCUUUUUCGUACGCGUGUUCCACUCAGGUUGUCCCCCCUCCAUUGAAACCAGUCAGUACAGCUGACUUGCAACACGCGUUGAAGAUAUAUAAAAAUCUUGUUAGCAAUCACACUAUCUACGCUACUAACAUGGAACGCUUGUACACGUACGCUACUCACCCGACAUGGGAAGAUUUGGAAGCGAAGAAAUUACUGUGUCAGUCUUCAACAUAAAUUACGCUUGUAAUCGCAGUGCUUAAUAUUAUUUAGUUUAUAAUUUUUUCAUGUUAAUAAAGUAGAUCUCUAUGUA
This is a messenger RNA of Ooceraea biroi (clonal raider ant), 1138 nucleotides long. RefSeq names its product transcriptional adapter 1. Gene Ontology annotation, cellular component: SAGA complex. Gene Ontology annotation, molecular function: transcription coactivator activity. The record is from RefSeq and is a predicted model, not a curated record. NCBI's taxonomy places the organism in Eukaryota, Metazoa, Arthropoda, Insecta, Hymenoptera, Formicidae. Gene Ontology annotation, biological process: regulation of transcription by RNA polymerase II.